Molecule: messenger RNA, 2617 nt
Organism: Amyelois transitella
Lineage: Eukaryota; Metazoa; Arthropoda; Insecta; Lepidoptera; Pyralidae
Gene: eIF2Bdelta
Product: translation initiation factor eIF-2B subunit delta
Exons: 10
Coding region: 16-2127 (703 amino acids)
Source: RefSeq, a predicted model, not a curated record
AAUAUCCCCACUUGAAUGUUCGUGUCAUUGUCAUAUGUCAUUGUUUGUUGGUUUGCGUUGCGCGAACAAUGUCAAUGUGUAUUUUUUUCAGAUUGCAGUGAUUUUCUUAAAUUUUACCCAAUAUUAUUCAUAUAUCAGGGUUACUCAGAAUCAAAAGUAAAUGAUUCUAACUUAACAGCCUCCCAAAAAAGAAGAAUUAGAAGAAGGAAACUACAAGCUGCGCUUAAUAAAUCAGAAAAUAAAGACAUAAACCCACAAACAUUUAAAAUUUGGGACAAUCCUGAGGGUAAAAUCAUAGAACAGAGUGAAGUUUUAACAAUAUUUAAAAGUAAAGUAGAUGCAAAAGAUAUUAAAAUAAAAAAAGCACAAGGAAAUAUUGUAAUGGAAAAAACUAGGGAUGAAGUGUUGGCAGCAAGAGAAGCCAAGAAACUAGCUAAACUUAAAGGCAAAGUUAAACUUGCAAAUGAUAAAACAGCCACACCUAAUAAUGAAGUAAAAAAAGAUGCAGUAGUUAAAGAAACAAAAAAACCGAUAACAAAACAGAAUGUUGAAACUCCAGAAAAGGGGCCUCAAGCCAAUACAGAGUCUUCCAAAGGACAAGACGAAGUAGACAAAGCAGUUCUUAAAACAACUGAAGCACAGGUUAGUGAUAAAAGUAAGGAUCUAAUAAAAGCUGAAAGAGCAGCCAAGAAAGCGGCUAAACAAGCAAAAAAGAAAGGUGAUGAAUCUGGUGAUAAAGCAAUUAGUGAAAUGACAGUUAAAGAUGUAGCAGAGACUUUAAAAGAUAUUGCAAAUGUUGCCAAAGGAGUGCAGGACAUCACUGAUAAAGUCCAAGCAAUCCAUUUAGAUACUAAAAAGGAAAAGCCUGCCUUAGAAGAAACAGGUAAAAGCAAAGCGGAGUUGCGAGCGGAGCGACGAGCGAAACAAGAGGCUCAGCGAGCUGCGAAAAUAGCGGCCGAACAGAAAGCUAAGCCCAAGGAUGCCCCGGUAAAGGCAGUUAAAGUUGAAGAUGUUGUAGCAAAGAGGGAAAGCACACCCACAAAAGCGAAAUCAGUGGAGAGGACGAAGCCUAAAGCUGUGAGCAGAGUGAACUGGUUCCAGCAUCUUGUCACCGACCAUGACACGGAGUCGUUGAAGAAAGUGCCUUUAAAUUCAAAUUUGCACCCUGCUGUUAUUAAGUUAGGCGUGCAACUCGCGACCAAAGUGGUCACCGGGUCCAAUGCAAGAUGUAUAGCUUUACUGGACGCUCUCAGAAAGUUGGUAACGGACUACACACUGCCAGCGAAGACAGAAUACGCCCGAGGUCUUGAAUCCCAAUUGGCCGCCAGUUUAGAAUACCUGUGGUCCAUGAGACAGCCGUGCGCCGCUCAGACCAACGCCGUGAAGUACUUCAGACACCAAUUGACGCAACUGCCCAACAACGUGCCUGAAUAUGACGCAAAGAAAAAGCUACAAGACUUGAUAGACAACUACAUACACGAUCAAAUCGACACCGCUGGCGAAGCAAUAAGCAUGGCUGUUAGGAACAAGAUAAUGCCUGGCGAUACUAUACUCACAUAUGGAUGCUCGUCGCUCAUCGAGCGUAUCCUGUGCGAGGCGUGGGCGGCGAAGCCCCAGUUCCGCACCGUGGUGGCGGGGCGGCGCGCGGGCGCGGGCCGCGAGCUGCUGCGGCGGCUGGCGGCGCGAGGGCUGCCCUGCACCUACUGCGACAUCACCGCCGUCAGCUUCCUCAUGAACAAUAUCAACAAAGUUCUCUUAGGCGCGAGUUCACUGCUCGCCAACGGCUCUGUGCUGGGCGCGGUGGGCUCCGCGCAGGUGGCGCUGGUCGCGCGCGAGAAGAACGUUCCCGUGCUCGUCGCUUGCGAAACGCACAAAUUCUCGGAACGGGUGCAGACUGACGCGUUUGUUUACAACGAGAUAGGUAACCCCGACGACUUGAUAGACAAAUCGGACGACAACUCCCCAUUGAAGGACUGGCGAUCGAACCCCAACUUGACUCUGCUGAAUUUAACAUAUGACGUGACUCCCGCUAACCUCGUGACAGCAGUGGUCACAGAACUCGCCAUUCUCCCUUGCACGAGUGCUCCUGUGGUUUUGAGGACAAAGUUGGCUGAGCAUGGAGUGUGAACUGGCAACAUUAAAAAAAAAGUGUACCUUUUUUAUAUUAGGUCAAUGUUUUCUCUUAUUUUUUUUAUGCAUCAGUCACUGUUUCUUAGUAAAUUUUUAGAAUGAUAUUAGAUAAUUAAAAAUGAUUGUUUUUGCAUAGGACUAGUUACAUUUCUGUACAUACAUGAGUAUUUUCUUAUUAAAUAUCUUAUGAAUUUAUUUUAUUUUGAGAGCAUGAAUGCCUAUCACUAGUAAGUAUCUACCUAUACUAUGUAUAUUUGUACAAAACUUUAUAGCUAAUCGCUCGACAUAUUAGCUGUUAUGGUGCGUAAGUUAUUGGGUUUUAAAAUGUGUACUGGAUGUAUUAUGAGCUCCACUCGGUUUUGUUUGUAUUGAUGCAUUGUUGGCUAACACUGAAAACUGCGAUUAACCUUGGUUCUUAAUGAUGUACAUAAUAUCUAUGUAUUAUUUACUGUAAUAAAAAAAUAAAAAUACCAUAUUUUUAUUAACA